Rhineura floridana is the source of this 7832-nucleotide messenger RNA. RefSeq names its product CD109 molecule (gene CD109). The coding region runs from base 523 to 4860 and encodes 1445 amino acids. The transcript is spliced from 33 exons. Gene Ontology annotation, cellular component: extracellular region. Gene Ontology annotation, molecular function: endopeptidase inhibitor activity. The record is from RefSeq and is a predicted model, not a curated record. NCBI's taxonomy places the organism in Eukaryota, Metazoa, Chordata, Lepidosauria, Squamata, Rhineuridae.
ACAACGAUCAGAUUUCUUUCCACCGAGCAGCCCAGCUUCUUUCAAGCCUUCCUCUCUUUGACGGGAUGGGCCUGUUUGAAACGGUCGCCUUCACAACCGCCAGAAAUUUUGCCUGAGAGAGCGCCGUACACAGACAAACUCGACUUCCCACGCACUCACGCCUCAAAAGCUGCGGCGGCGGCUUUAGUUGUGGGGAAAUGCCUCCACACGGCCUUCUCCCAUCCCAUUCCAGGGUGGGGAAGACUUGUGGGCGUGAAAGGUGCCUUCCAAGCCACCCGCUGCCAUCAUUUGGGCAGGAGAAUAAGAAGACUCAGCGGAGUCCAGAAGGGGCGGGGUGGAGCUAGCCUCUUUGGGGAGAAGCUGCCGCCUCACCUUAACCACAAGGAGCGUCUUGUACUGCCCGAACAGGCGCGCUCCUCCCUGCUGCGGAGUCUGAAAGGACACGGGAACGCUGUGGGGAAGAGGAAGAAAAAGGCGCGAAGCGGCAUCUCUGCAAAGCGGUUUGCUAGUUCCAGGCACAGGAUGCUGCCGUUGCCAGACGCUGUUCCCGUUGCUCGGAGGGGCUCCCUGCUGCCCACCGCCAUUCACCUCACUUUGUGCCUCCUGACAACGACCUGGGCCGCUGCGUCUGGGCCCACAUACCUGUUGGCAGCUCCCAAGAGCAUCAGGCCUGGGGCAAAUGUGACUAUUGGAGUAGCUCUGCUGAAGGAGAGCCCAGAAAAAGUUACAAUAAAAGCUGAAGUGAUCUAUGCAAAUAACUCUGUACUACGUGGGGAAGCUGUCUUUAAAAGAGAUUCGUUUGGGACACUUGGCCUUCCAGCUCUCCCCUUGGGCAGUACCCCUGGUGAUUACGAUUUAGUAGUCAAGGGGUAUUCAGAAGGUCUACUGCUAUUUUCUAACCACACUGCCCUCGAAUUUGAGCACAAGAGCUUAUCUGUAUUCAUCCAGACUGACAAGUCUAUGUAUAAACCAGGCCAAGAUGUGAAAAUACGGGUUGUUACUCUGUAUCCUGACCUCAGGCCAUACAAUACUCCUAUAAAUAUAUAUAUUCAGGAUCCUCGACACAAUUUGAUUCAACAGUGGUUGUCACAGAAUGGAAAACUAGGCAAGAUUGCCAAGCAAUUUAAAUUAUCCAAACAUCCCAUACUGGGUGACUGGUCUAUAAAAGUUCAAGUCAAUGACCAAACACAUUUCCAGAUGUUUACAGUGAUGGAAUAUGUGUUACCAAAGUUUGAAGUCUUGCUAGCAAUGCCUCUAUUUUAUUCUCCAAAAGACACAAAUUUCAGUGGUACUGUCACAGCAAAGUACACAUAUGGAAAGUCAGUGAAAGGAAAAGUAACUAUUGAUUGUUUCCAGUCCUAUGGAAGGAAGAGAAAUAUCACUAAAACACUUGAGAUUAAUGGGUCUGUGAACUUUACAUUUGACAUUCUAGAGAUGGAGAAUAUGACUUAUGGAAAUUGGGAUUAUUCUUUGCAUCACCAAAUGCCAUUAGAAAUAAUAGCUGUGGUUACAGAGUCACUUACAGGAAUCUCCCAAAAUGCAAGUACUACUAUAUUUCCAAAGCAUCAUGACUACUCAUUAGAAUUUUCUGAGUAUCCAGUUGUUCUCAAGCCUUCUCUAAACUUCAUAGCUACGCUGAAAGUAACAAGAAUUGACAGCAGUCCACUGUCUUCUGAUGAACGAAGGAAUAACAUUGUGAUCACUGCCACAUCCUUGGAGAGUGUUACUUACUAUCCAUAUGAUGAUGGAAAUGAACCACAGGCAAAUGAGAUAGCCCAGAACCUAAUCUACCAUGUUCCAGAAAAUGGGGUUAUUCAGAUUGAGUUUCCAAUUCAUGUUAAUACAACAGGAUUGCGUGUUAAGGCCAAAUUUCUGGAGAGUGAAACUACUAUAGUCAUAUAUGGUACAUUCUACUCUGCCAGCACAACUUUUCUCCAGAUUAAAAAAACAAGUCAGGAUGUAAAGGUUGGGAUGCCUUUUGAGCUGACUGUUCAAAGCAACAAACCCAUGAAAGAGAUCAGCUAUAUGGUGGUGUCUAAAGAACAAAUUGUGGCUGUAGGUAAAAAUAAUUCUGCAACAUUCACUUUAACACCAGAACAUUCUUGGGCUCCUACAGCAUGCAUAAUUGCUUACUAUGUGAGUGAUAAUGGUGAAGUAAUUAGUGAUGAUCUCAAUAUUCCUGUUCAGCUUGUCUUUAAAAACCAGAUUAAUAUGUAUUGGAAUAAAAAUAAAGCUCGGCCUUCUGAGGAAGUCACUCUCAAAAUCAGUGUGACGGAACCAAAAACAGCUAUAGGACUUCUAGUUGUUGACAAAAGCACAAAGCUCCUGGGGAAAAGAAGUGACAUCACAGAGGAUGCUGUACAGCAUGAGCUGAGUUUAUAUAACAGAGAACUUGAUUAUGGUGCAGCCAGAAAUUCAUAUGGUGUCUUUCAGAAAUGCAAACUUUGGGUAUUGACUGAUGCCAGCCUUCCAGAAGAUGAAAACUAUGAAGACAUUAUGUAUUUCAGUCCAGGUUUAGACUUUCAGCAUCAUCUGGAGCAAACAAAUGUGCCUAUUGAAUUUGGUAGUCCCUAUGUAAGGACAAGUUUUCCAGAGACAUGGAUUUGGCGUGAAAUCACAGCAAGAUCUACUGAAACAACAGUGAAUGUCACUGUUCCAGAUACCAUUACGUCCUGGAUAGCCAGUGCAUUUAUAAUAUCUGAAAACCUUGGAUUGGGUGUGGUGAAAAUGCCCAUUGAGUUACAAGUCUUCCAGCCCUUUUUUGUUUCCUUAAACCUUCCUCCUAGUGUUACAAGGGGAGAGCAGUUUAUACUGGAAGUAAACAUCUUCAAUUAUUUGAAAGAAAACACAGAGGUUACGGUGACCCUUGAUACAAGUGACACAUUUGAAAUUCUUAUUGUUUCUAAUGAUCUCAUUGCCAUGGGAAACCAUCGAUCAGUAUGGGUACCAAGUGAAGAAGGGAAGACUGUCAUUUUUCCAAUCAAGCCAAAACAAAUUGGAGAGAUUCCAAUCAGAGUGACAGCAAUAUCAAGCAUUGCUUCUGAUGCUCUCCUACAGAAAGUAUUAGUAAAGGCUGAGGGAUUGGAACAGUCUCAUUCACAGACAGUUCUUUUGGAUCUGUCCAAAAGAGUAGGAUUUACAGCAGAAACACUGAAUUUCACUUUUCCCUCUGAUGUUGUGCCUGGCAGUGAAAGAGUACAAGUCACAGUUGUUGGUGACAUCCUUGGUCCUUCUAUUAGUGGUUUGGAGUCACUGAUCAAGAUGCCUUAUGGCUGUGGGGAACAAAACAUGAUCAAUUUUGCACCUAAUAUUUAUGUUCUGGAUUAUAUGACUAAAACAGGAGAUCCAAAGUCCAACCUUAAAUCAAAAGCUGUGUCAUAUAUGAGAGAAGGCUACCAGAGAGAGCUUCUGUACCAAAGAAAUGAUGGCUCUUUCAGUGCUUUUGGAAACAGUGACAACUCUGGGAGUACAUGGUUAUCGGCUUUUGUGUUAAAAAGUUUCAUUCAAGCUCAGCCAUUCAUAGAUAUUGAUUCGACUAUACUGGAGACAACAGCAGCUUGGAUUGUCAGUCAUCAGAAACACAAUGGAGAAUUCCAGGAGCCUGGAAGAAUAUUGCAUACUGAACUGCAAGGAGGAACUAACAGCCCUGUCUCUCUUACAGCCUAUAUUAUGACUGCACUAUUAGAGUACCAAACGGAUAAGUAUGAUAAUGCUAUAAGAAGAGCGUUGGACUUCCUGGAAUUUAAAUUAAGUGAAGGCAUAUCAGAUAAUUAUACACUUGCCCUUGUGACUUACGCUUUAUCGCUGACAAAGAGUGCAGAAGCAAAGAGAGCUCUGGACACACUGAAUGAGAGAUCAGAACAACAAGGAGAACUGAGAUUCUGGAUGUCACCAAAUUCCGAACUGUCCGAUUCCUGGCAGCCUCCUUCUGUAGAUAUUGAGGCUGCAGGCUAUGCUCUUUUGUCUCAUGCUAAACAACAGAGAUUAUUAGAGGGGAUCCCUAUUAUGAAAUGGCUAAGCCAGCAAAGAAACCAUCUGGGAGGCUAUUCUUCUACACAGGACACUGUAGUGGCCCUGCAAGCUUUGAGUGCCUGUGCAGUGCUUACUACAGGCAUUGAAACAGAAAUGGAUGUAACAGUCAGCUCAUCUAGUGAAAAAGAUGCAGUUGUGUUCAGAAUUGAUAAUGAAAACCGCUUUCUUCUCAAGGCCAAAGAGAUUGCAGCUACCCAGCCAAUAGGAGUUACAGUAUUUGCAAGUGGUCGUGGCUUUGGACUCUUUCAGCUCAAUAUUAUGUACAAUGUGAAAAAUUCACAUACCAGCAGGAGGCGUAGAUCUGCACAAAGUCAAGAAGCCUUUGACUUAGAUGUUGUUGUAAAGGACGACAAAAAAGAUAUAAACCACUUAACACUGAAUGUUUGCACCAGGUAUUUGGGUGCUGGCUCAUCUUCAAGGAGCGGUAUGGCUCUCAUAGAGAUUGGAUUACUGAGUGGUUUCUCUCUGUCACCCAAUUUCAUGUCAUUAGAUGAUCCAGUUAAGAAGGUGGAGAAAGCAGAAGGCAAAGUCCAUUUAUAUUUGGACUCUUUAAAUGAAACACAGGUUUGUGUAGACAUUCCAGCUGUGAGAGACUUCAAAGUGGCAAAUACCCAGGAUGCCUCUGUGACCGUGGUGGAUUAUUAUGAACCUAGGAGAAGAGCAGUGAGAAGCUACAAUUCCAAAGUGAUGCAGAGUUUGUCAUCAUGCACCUUCUGUGAAAAGGAUGAAUGUGAUCUUUGUACAACAGAUGGCUCUUCAUUAAUUGCCCUCUCUUGUGAACUGUUUGUAGUACAUAUAAGCCUGCUGUAUAGUUGGCUGAUCCAGUAAUUGGGUAUGUUAACCAAUGUUGCACUUUUAAGAGUACCACUGAUCUCAUCAUCCUGCACAAAAAGAUCUGGAUGGGAAGGUUUCUCACUUUCACUCACUGCAGGAAGAUAAUCAAUUUGUUGCCAGGAAAAGGUGUGAGUUCUAAUUUGGAGGACUAAGCAUGAGCUCUGUGACAAUUAAUAGAAAAGCUUCGUAGGUUUAGAACUCCUUGCAGGAACUUGUGUCUUGAAAUAGCUAUCAAGAAGAGCUAGACUCCUCCCCAAAGUGCCUAUCAGAAAUGAAAAUUCCAGGACAGAAAUAAAUUUUCUCCUGCGCCUAUUAAAGUUCAGGGACUAACUGCAUAACCCUAUGCAUGUCUACUUGGAAGUAAUUCCUUUUGAGUUCAGUGGGGGUUACUUCUAGGUAAGUGAGUGAAGGAUUGCAGCCCAGACUUCUGUAUCCAGUGACAGAAGGAUCAGACUCAAAAUUCUGGCUAUGUCAGAAAGCUUAACAAUUUUUAAAAUGUAAACAUUUCUGAAUUUACAUUUUCUAAAUAUAUAUAUAUAUAUUUGAAUGAGGUCAGAUUUAUUGGAACAAAAAAAUUAAUCAGGAGUAUAUAGUUCUUUAUUUGUACAUUAAGAAUAAUAUUUUUAAAAAAGAUUUUAGUUUUAGAAAUUAAUAUGUAUAUUAUAAUAUACAUAUUAUAUAAAAAUAUGUGUGUGUGUGUAUGUCUAUACCCCUAAGCCUUGCAUUCAGAUUUAUUCAAUAUUUGUCAGCCUGGUGCUCUCUGGAUGUUUUGGAUUACAGCUCCCACCACAGUUGUGCUGGCUAAGACUGAUGGAAGUUGUAGUCCAAAAUAUCUGGAAAGCACCAGGUUGUACAAAGUCUAGUUUAGUGGAUGAUAUAUUUUAGGUUGACAUCACAUUUAACUUGCAAAUAUUAUUGAUUUUAAGGACACAGGAUCAAGUCCUAGCUUCAGAUGCAGGAACACUAUUCUCUUUUGCAUCUUUUCUAGUUGUGUAGAAGAAAGACCUAUCCCACAGGGCAGCAUGGCAAAUGAUAUGCACUAAAAUUCCCUCUUUUAGACAACUAUCAAAGGUGCAGGUGUCCUGCCCUCUUUUGCAUCUUCUUAGUUAUGUUCUAGAAACUUAUAGGCACCUGUCUCCACAUACUUGUACAAUAUGCAGAGUAGGAGAAUUACUGAAUAACAACACAAACAAAGCAAACAGUUGUUUACAAGCAGCUGGCCCUCAUUGACACUUAUGCAGUUACAAAAUGAAAAAUGCUAAAAAUUAGUCAAGACAAUUUGUACCAGAAAAAUGUAUCUAGUUAUGAUUCUUAUUUUUUUUAAAUGAAAGCAUAUGAAAAACCAAGGAUUUUAAAGAUCAAUUAUUUCUGUCUUUUAGUAAUUCUCAUACUGACCAAUGCACAUUCUCAGACUGAAAUCUGGCAACCGUUUAGUUUUUCAGUAUGAAAUGGGAAGUAAGACAGGAACUGAAAUGGCUCCCAAAUGGGCCAGCAUGAAGCAUCAGCUUGCCCACACAGUGCAAUGUGGAAGAGGCAUUAGGAGCUGUUGAAGUGCAGGGCUGGCUCUCAGUUCUGGACCCUAGAAAUACCUCAAUGGUAAUAAUGCUACCAUAGUUUUAAAAAAAACAAUGCACCCUCCUGCUGUGGUUGGUCAGAGAAAAAUACCUUGCAAAGAGGGUAUUCUUGAAACAGGAACAAAACAAAAGCUGGGGAACAAGGUAAGAUGGAGCCCCAAACAGGCCCUUUUGACACCAGGCAAGAGAAGAAAGAAAAAUCGGAUGUGAGGUAAAGAUAGCAGUGCUUUCCUCAGUCUAGCUCUGAUCUGAAUCCUGAUCUUCUUCCAACUUCCUAAAAAGAAGGUACAGUACAAAACUGAAACUAGUACGUAAGAGGCCCAAGUUAAUAUUCACAUGUUGACAAAAUUCAGUUUCUUGUCCAAAUUCCAAUGUGAAAUUGAGCUCGCAAUUUGAAUUUACAUUUUGAAUGUGAAAACUUACCACAGAACUUAAGUGUUUUAGUCUUAAUGGCAUAUCCUGAUUGUUUCAGUUUUGGCAGCCAUUAAAGCUAUCAUAUACAUUACUCAAUAACAUUACAUCUCAGUUAUCAAAUCUGUCAAUAUAGUAUGCCAACCAUCAAAUAUUGUUAGACAGCAGUUGUCAACAAAAUAACUAUUGCAUUCAGUUCUGUUUUGUGUCAGUAAAUAUCUGAACAUGCAAAUAUUGGUAAAUAUCUGACAUCAAAAUUCAUUGUGAAAAAUUGUCAGAAUUGUUUGGAGAACAUUUUUUCCAACUUUAUAAAGUACCAAUAUGACAGCUAAAUGUAAAAAUGUGUAUUGUGUGGUGCAAGGAAAUACAUAUUUUGAAGUUAAGAAAGCAAUAUUUUUGUCAGUCUAUACCACCAAGUCCAACAGAAUUGAUGUGCUCAUUUGACUAACUCACUAUUAGACCACAUAUACUUGGCCAAAUAUUUAAGGGUAUGCAUUUAUUUUGAUGUCUUGAUUAUAUAUUGUUCUACUGUGCAAUGAUGUAUACAUUUUGAGAGUCUUAGAGCAGUACUCAACUAAUCCAUCGCAUCAGCUCAAGGAUUACCACUAGUGCAAGGGGACUUUUCCCCUUCUCUUUACACCCCAUGCCCUCCCCAAAUCAGCUCAGGAGGGUUGAGAGAACCCCUAGAACAAAUUUUGGGGGCAUGGGGGGGGAGGAAGGAGAGAAGCAAAAGUUCCAUUGCGCAAGCAGAAAUCCUUGCACUGAUGAAGCUACUUACUUUGCUUUGUGCUUAAUACAAUCCUUAGUUUACAGUGUUACAGCAGUUUUCUUUACUGAAUUUCUAAAAUAUUGUGCUGUCUUUUCAAGUUAAAAUGCAACCCCCUCCCCCGUUGCUAGACCACCAUGUGUAGCCUAUCUGUUCCUUCCCAUUGAUUCUAGAAGUCAUUGCAAUUGCUUCAUUAAAUAGCAAUAUUUGGAUUA